UGUUAUGAAUACUGAUUCUAUUGAUGAAUUCUUUGAUGAACUUCGUUCCCAAUGUUUUGAAGUCAUUGAUUUUGUAAUUCUGUCUGUGAAUUUACCUCAAAGUUACGGUGAAUAUUCUCGAAAUGUUGAAGCACUCUGUCGUAGAAGUCAUACAGAACAAGAAAUUUUAACUAAUCAUUUAUAUGAUAGUUUAUCAACCAAAUAUAAUUACUUUCAUAAUAUGAUGAUUGAAGAUCAAUCACUUGAAAAUUAUGUAAAAAUUAUUAGCCAAUGGGAACAUAUUUUACGUAUCUUAGCAUUAUUAUUCAACUAUUUAGAUAGAACUUAUUUAUAUUCUCAUAGAUCUAAAUCACAGAUUAGAAAAUUUGGUGCUGAAUUAUUAGUAAAUGAUGAACAAAUUACUAAUCGGUUAUUUAAAUUAUUUAUGGAUGCUGUAACAAAAUAUAGAAAUGAUAGAAGUAAAACAGAUUUGUUGAUUCCAACCGGAAGUAUCAUAAGAAGAUUUUAUCUGUCAUCAUCUUUUAUGAAAACAACAUACUUAAAUAAAUUAGUCCUUCCUACUGUACCAAUUGAUAAGACUGAAAUUAAACAUGGUAAGUUCUAUUUACAAUAUGUAUUAACAGAAAUCGAUUACGAAAUUCAAUUCUUAAAUAAAUGUGGAUUUGAUAAAGAAACCAGGAAUAAAGCAUUCCAUAAAUUACGUUGGCAAUAUAUCUUUAGUGAAUUUACAGAUGUAAUUCAAGGAAACCUUUCUUAUCUUUUACUUCCUCAGAAUAGUAGAGAAUUAGAAUUAAUUCUUGACUAUUGUGAAGAUGUAGAAAAAUUAGAUACUAUUAAUUUAUUAAGUCAAUUCGCUUAUCAAUGGAAAUUAUAUUUAGAUAAUAAACUUCAAAUGGUUGAUAGUGAAAAUUCUUUAGGAUUAAUUACCAAAUUAUUGGAUUUCUAUAAUACAUAUCAACUUAUGGUGGCAUCAUCAUUUAGAGGUAUACCAUUAUUUCAAGCUGAACUCAAGAAUUCCCUCAAGGAUUAUAUUAGAAAAAAGGAUUUUAAUUCCAUUAUUCUUUCUCAAUUAUCGAAAUAUUGUGAUGCUUAUUUCAGAAAUGUUUAUAAUCGUCGAAAACAAGAUAUUACUUUUAAAGAUUUCAAACAGAAUGUAUUGAAUAUUUUUUAUUCAAUCACCAAUAAAUCAGAAUUCAUAAUAUAUUAUAAACUUGAUUUAUCAAGAAGAUUACUUAAUUCCAAAGAUAUAAAUUUAAAUGAUGAAACAGAACUUAUUGAAGGAUUCAGUAAAUUGAUUGGUGAGAAUGAUGAAGGGAUUACUAGUUUAAAUAAAAUGAUUGCCGAUAUAAUUAUGUCAAAUGAAGAAUUGAAUAUUGUUAAGGAUGGUAUUUCAUUUAAUUGCUUAGUUCUAGAUAAGAGUGUAUGGCCCACAGUCCCUCCAUCAGAAUUGCAAAUCGAAUUACCUGAAUCUCUUCAAUCAUUCAUUGAUGAUAUUAAGAAUCAUCCAAAGAUUGAUCGAAAAUUAUUACACUGGAAUUAUUACAAUUUCUAUCAAAUUAUAAUUAAAACUCAAUUCAAUGAUAAAGAUAAAGAAUUAUCAGUUAACUUAUUUCAGGCAUUAGUAUUACUUGCAUUUAAUGAUCAUGAAAUACUUAAUAUUGAUGAUUUAUGUCGUAUAACUCGUAUAGAAAAUAAGUCUAUUAUGAAAAGAAUCGUUAAUUCAUUAAGUACAGAUAGAUACAAAUUACUUAAUCAAAUUAAUGAUAAAUAUAUUGUGAAUGAUUCAUUUACUGAUAAAUCACUGAGAAUUAGAAUUCCUUAUGUUAAAGAAAAAGAAUCAAUUCCUCGUAAUCUCACUACCAAAUCAUCAAUUGAAGAUGAUACUGAAGCGGAAGAAUUAAUUAGUCAACGUAGACAAACCGCAUAUAAGAGUACAUUGGUUAGACUUAUGAAACAACAUACUCAAUUAAAAGUUGUUGAACUAUUCAAUCAAUGUAUUGAAAUUUUAGAAGUCAAGGGCCCCGUGACUAUUCAAGAUUUAAAGAACGGUUUAGAAGCAUUAAUUAACGCUGACUACAUUCGAAGAAUCGAUCAAGACUCAGUCGAAUACAUCCCAUAAUGAUGUAUGUUCUAAUUACAAAUAAGUAUAUAUUAACGAAAUAAUG
Molecule: messenger RNA, 2165 nt
Organism: Scheffersomyces amazonensis
Lineage: Eukaryota; Fungi; Ascomycota; Pichiomycetes; Serinales; Debaryomycetaceae
Gene: RTT101
Product: cullin
Exons: 1
Coding region: 5-2119 (704 amino acids)
Biological process (GO): ubiquitin-dependent protein catabolic process; protein ubiquitination; DNA damage response
Cellular component (GO): Cul4-RING E3 ubiquitin ligase complex
Molecular function (GO): ubiquitin protein ligase binding
Source: RefSeq, a predicted model, not a curated record